UAGAGGGCAGUAUUGUGUAUAUGAUAUUAUAUUUCAUUCUGCCACGGCUUUAUAAUUGGCCGUGAAGGAUAUAGAACUUGGCUCGCAGCAUAGUCGAUCUCGGUACGCAAACGAGUUGUGUUGUAAUGGAUCUGUCAUACUUUGACUACGUGAAAUAUUUAUCUCGAAACCAACCCGAUCUAAAACCCCUAUCCGAGUUUCUUACAGGUCCUUGCCAACGGUCCGAUGUUGAGGUAGUCGAGUGUCACGUUGCAGGCCUGGAGUUUUGUAGCGAUGGAACCACGCACUACUCUAGGAUGGGCACUGACGAGUUGACCGAUAUAAGUUCAAGAUUUAUAGCGAAAGAUACGUCCUCGAAUGCAGUUGGACUUUGUCUCCUUGUGGAGGAUAUUGGUCCUAGUGUUAUGGACACCCUGGGUGGAAUCCUGGAUGUCGACCCCUAUUUCUUCUGUGGGCAUAUUGAGAGGAGGUUCGUAGAUAUCGAGAAAGAUCCGCCAUCGUCUCUUAUGACGUCUCUUCCGUCUUGCAUCGGCUCUCAGAACUUCGCGAACUUUCACUACCAACGACCAAUCGAUUUAGGAGAACUGGAUGCGUAUCCUAGUAUCCCACACAAUCUCCGCCUUCGCGGCAGUUCUACACGGCCUCGUCGAGCUCUCCCAGAGCUAUUUGGAAGAUAUGUUGGACUUAUUCGAUCAUGCUUCUCUAUAUUUUAUAAGAGACUUAACGGUGAUCGAUGGAUCUGCCUAAUGUUGAUGGACUCUAUAUCAACUGAUGUUAUAGGGUAUCUCUCGACGAAGGAGAACGCACAAGUCACCAGCUUUCGAACACGCCAAGUACCAUAUCGGAAUAGGAGAGGCAGCAUUAACGGGAUGCUAAAAUUCUCGGAAUUCCGCAAAACUCCAGGUGCUAGUGACGUGCGGCCUGUAUCUAUGAUGGACGAAGUCGCAAGGCUACUGCAGAGCUGCUCAGGCGCGUCCACGAGGUCACCUUCAACUUACAACUUAUUCUUCUUAUCGACAGGUCCCAUUAAACUAAUUAUCGACGAGUGGUUGACAUAUUCGCUCAUUAUGAGCCGGUAUAUUAAAGUGUAUGAAUAUUCGGCACAGAGCGUACAGGAUCGCCUAAGAAAUUUCGAAAGUGAGGACGUCGUCGAUCUGUAUCGGUGGCGGCGAAGGAGCCAACACAGCCUGCACAAGCUACAGGUUCUAAAGUGGUUCGUUGAAUCAUCAUUGAACUAUUCUAAGAGGCAUUAUGACAAUUCUCCUCCGGUUGAAGAUGGAGAAGCUCUAACACGGGAUAUCGACUACAUCAUAGCCCAAAUCGAGCAGAAUGGGAACGCGCUUGAAGCGAUGAUACCUAUUAUGGCGUCUAUCAUUCAACUUUUAGACUCGCGCAGAUCAGUUGUUGAAGCGAUAUAUGUUAAACGAUUAACAUACAUCGCGAUCGUAUUCCUUCCGCUUUCUUUCGUCGCGACUCUCUUUAGCAUGAGCGAUAAUUUCUCGAUCGCUGGUACUGGAGUCUGGAUAUAUGUGGCAACUGCUGUGCCUCUUUUAUUGCUAGUCUUGGUGGUCUCCGGCUUGCCUACCCGAGCGGCUUUGAGAAAGGCGAAAUCACUUUAGCGGAUGAUUAUUCGCUGCAUGGUGCAAGCAGCAAGCAGCAAGCAGGCUGCGCCCGUUUCAGUAAAAUCCGGUUUGAGCACUGAGAUAAGCUGUGUUUACCUACCUGCAUACAGCCUACAUAUAUCUCAGGUAGUUGAGUACUUGCUACACAGGUAAAGUUGUACUGGGUAUAGUAAGGCUAAGCUAUUGAACAUGAGAUACGAAUAUAUAAAGCUAGAGGGUAUAGGGAAUAUGGGAAAGGCU
Messenger RNA from Daldinia decipiens, 1862 nucleotides. RefSeq lists its product as uncharacterized. Gene Ontology annotation, cellular component: membrane. The transcript is spliced from 2 exons. The coding region runs from base 126 to 1619 and encodes 497 amino acids. Gene Ontology annotation, biological process: metal ion transport; transmembrane transport. NCBI's taxonomy places the organism in Eukaryota, Fungi, Ascomycota, Sordariomycetes, Xylariales, Hypoxylaceae. Gene Ontology annotation, molecular function: metal ion transmembrane transporter activity. The record is from RefSeq and is a predicted model, not a curated record.